Trichosurus vulpecula (common brushtail) is the source of this 1182-nucleotide messenger RNA. Its product is annotated as zinc finger protein 239-like. The record is from RefSeq and is a predicted model, not a curated record. Gene Ontology annotation, biological process: regulation of transcription by RNA polymerase II. Lineage: Eukaryota; Metazoa; Chordata; Mammalia; Diprotodontia; Phalangeridae. The transcript has a single exon. Gene Ontology annotation, molecular function: DNA-binding transcription factor activity; RNA polymerase II cis-regulatory region sequence-specific DNA binding. Bases 1 to 1182 code for a protein of 393 amino acids.
AUGAGUGAUGGUGUCUGGGACUUCAAGUUGAGAGAAAUCCAUGAUUCUAAUAUCAGGUUUGAUAAAAAUCCAAAGAGUGACUGUGAAUUUGAUGAAAUUGGAAAGAGAUUCAGACAGACUUCUAUCUUAAAUCACUGUAAGAAAAUGACCUCAGGGAAUGACUACGCUCAGGAUAGUGAAUACAGCAAAUGCAUUAUCGAACAUGUAGAGCUUGUUCAGUCCCAGGAGAAGGCUCCUGAAAUGCCAGUGUAUCCAGGUAAUCAAGGGGAAAUGGCCUGGAACUGGCGUUCAGACCUCAUGAGACAUCAGAAGAGUGACACUGGAGAAAUGUUUUCUGUAAGUAAUAAAGGUGAGAAGGCCUUGAGUCAGAAUUCUAAGCUCAUUACUCAUCAGCAAAUUCCCAUUGGAAAGGAGCCCAAUGAAUAUAAUGAAUGUGAAGCAACCUCAUCCCAUCAGUCAUCCCUUUCUUGCAAGCCUAGAUUUCUCCCUGGAAUGAAAAGUUACGCAUGUCCUCACUGUGGGAAGGCCUUUGGUUGCAACUUAAAUCUUCAUAGAUCUCAUAAGAUUCAUACUGGGGAGAAGUUUUAUGAAUGUCAUGAAUGUGGAAAGGCUUUCUGCUAUAGAUCUCUCCUUAUUGGCCCUCAGAGAAUCCACACUGGAGAGAAACCUUAUGAAUGUAUUCAGUGUGGAAAGACUUUCACACAGAGCUCCAGUCUUGCUGCACAUCAGAGAAUCCACAGUGGAGAGAAACCUUUUGAAUGUAAUCAGUGCGGAAAGGCUUUCAGAACGAGAUCCCAACUUGCUGUACAUCAGAGAAUCCACAGUGGGGAGAAACCUUAUGAAUGUAAUCACUGUGGAAAGGCUUUCACCGACAGUGGCAAUUUUGUUGCACAUCAGAGAAUCCACACUGGAGAGAAGCCUUACCAAUGUAAUCAGUGUGGAAAGGGUUUCACAAGGAGGCAGGGACUUGCUGCCCAUCAGAGAAUUCACAGUGGAGAGAAACCUUUUGAAUGUAAUCAAUGCGGAAAGGCUUUCAGACAGAAGAGUCAUCUUACUGCACAUCAGAGAAUUCACCCUGGAGCAAAGCCUUAUCUAUGUAAUCAGUGUGGAAAGGCAUUCAAAUUUCCCUACACUCUUGUUUUACAUCAGAGAAUCCACACUGGAGAGAAACCUUAUGAAUGA